AUGAAAACUUUAGAAAAUCCGUCUACUGUGCUUACUUCGACGUCUAACGCUGUUUGUGUCAAACCAAAAAUCAGAAAACGUCAAUCUUUAAUUCAUUCGAAGCAGAAGGAGGACGUGACAAAUUUAUCUAAACAACCGUCGUCUCUUAAGUGCAACGGAUGCGUUCAGUAUGACAGCUGUUCGGAUGUCACAAUUAUCGGCAAAGACACAUGGCUAUGUCUUGGAAGUCCGACUUCACGAGCUAGCAAAACUAUAGAACAUGCUGGCGGCAACUCGUUGAAGACCAGUGGAUGUUUCUCGGGCAAGUUACGCGCUGCCGGUCACAAGGGCAUUGUAACUUUUGAUGUUGUUUCACGUGACGGCCUUAAUCUGUUCGACCUAAACGCCAUCGACAAACUUGAUCUCUGGUCCAUGUCUUUUGGAAGAUGUCGCGAACUGCUUACAGACGAGAUAGAACAAUGUUCGACCUUCAAAGCCAACAAGCUUGCUUCAUCCGGUGAAUCUCUUACUUUGUCCAUUUCUCUCAAAAAAUUUCUUUCGCUGUUGCCCAUUCCUUACGCCAUGGAAAAACCUUUCAAGGAAGAGUUUCUGCGUCUCGAGUCUCUCAACAUAAUCAAACGUGUCCACCUGUCAAAUUGGAGUACACCGAUUGUCAUCGUCAAGAAACCUGAUGGAAAGAUCCGUUUGUGUGCAGACUAUUCCACGAGAGUUAAUCGAGCCCUAUGCGAUAACACGUAUCCUCUCCCAAACGUCGAUUACAUAUUAACCAAACUAAGCGGAAAUAAGUGCAUUAGUGUCUUAGACCUUAGUGAAGCUUUUUUACAAAUCGAAGUCGCUGAGGACCAACGUGAUAUCACUACUAUUACAACCCCGAAAGGUUUCUUUAGAUUUAGACGUCUCCCGUUUGGCAUUAAAACAGCUCCAGCCAUCUUCCAGCAAGCUAUGAAUUUUACUCCCUCUGGUUUAGAAGGUGUCUAUGCUUAUAUCGACGAUGUUAUUGUGGCAGGUUUUACCCGUCAAGAACACGAUUUUUGUCUUCUUUUAACCUUUAAACGUCUUGAAGAAAAAGGAUGGAAGUUGAGACUUGACAAAUGCCGAUUUGCUCUUCAAGAAAUAAAAUAUCUUGGUCUUAUUGUCAACGGUUCCGGCGUCUCUGCUGACCCCAAGGCAACUCAUGCAAUCGCGAACAUGCCCUAUCCGACCUGCGUCUCAGAAGUUCAGACUCUUCUGAGAAUGAUAAACCAUCAUGAUAAGUUUAUUCCUCAUCUUCAUUAA
Messenger RNA from Pseudomyrmex gracilis, 1275 nucleotides. RefSeq lists its product as uncharacterized. The transcript has 3 exons. Bases 1 to 1275 code for a protein of 424 amino acids. The record is from RefSeq and is a predicted model, not a curated record. NCBI's taxonomy places the organism in Eukaryota, Metazoa, Arthropoda, Insecta, Hymenoptera, Formicidae.